Molecule: messenger RNA, 5251 nt
Organism: Chanos chanos (milkfish)
Lineage: Eukaryota; Metazoa; Chordata; Actinopteri; Gonorynchiformes; Chanidae
Gene: slmapa
Product: sarcolemma associated protein a
Exons: 23
Coding region: 1339-3912 (857 amino acids)
Biological process (GO): regulation of voltage-gated sodium channel activity; regulation of membrane depolarization during cardiac muscle cell action potential; protein localization to plasma membrane
Cellular component (GO): acrosomal membrane
Molecular function (GO): protein binding
Source: RefSeq, a predicted model, not a curated record
GUUGCGGAGGAGGACAAGUCAACCCAAAUUGUCCCAAGCGCAGCUGGGGUCGGCAGUAACUUAUAGCCGAAUUGCUUAAUUCAGUUUCACCGGGGAGUGUGCACAUUAACGAAACCUAUGGCACAUUGUGGAUUAUGUUACAAAUCGUCGGGGCUCGUGCUGCGUGUGUGGCUGCUGUUGAAACACAUCUAGACUUAGUUUUCCGUGUCUUUUUAGCUAUCUGGCUAGUUAUCAAACUAGCUGGCUUGCUAAUAAUACGGGGUUUACCUGUAUUUUCCUAGUAGAAAGUGUUUCAUCCCUGAAGAGUGUGGCUCCUGUAUAUUUCGAAGGUUUUCGGGGCGCGGACCGUACGACUGAACUCUACAAAAGGCCUGGUCGGAUUAAGAUGAUUUGCUAUUUACUGAGCUAACUAGCAGGUUAGCGACUCGAGUUAGCCAGCUACUUUCUUUAUUAGCUAGCUAGCUUACGCUAGCAUGUGCGCUAACUUUACAUUUGGUGCAUGUUGCACAAGUUCGUUACCUUUAAAAACGCCGAGAGUAGAUUCAUGAUAUGAAGUGACCAGACUACAGCGUUUAGUUAGUGUUCCGAGAUUGAUUCGGGGUUAUUCCUCAUGUGGGGAGUGGUAGGUGGCUAAUAAAUCUGUAAGACUUGCUGGUCGCAUGCUUUAACUUUUCAAGCAUAACGCUUGUCAGCCAUUUUAUCUAACUAGUCAAAUAUUUGUCAUAAUUAAUCAUUUGGUUCAGUUGUCCUGAAAGAGACACCACGUCAAGUGAAGUUAACCUUACAGUUAACGUUUGUGAUUCCGAAUGGUGAAGCUGUGCAGGCAAUGAGCUAGCAGUCGCUAGCAAGCAAGGUGACAACGGAGAGAUGUAUUCCCUGUCUCAGCAGGUUACCAAGUGUAGUUAAUUUUUAUUAGACCACCAUGUUAAGUCGUUUGUAUUUGAAGUAGUGAAGAAAGGGAACGUUGUUUGUGUGCGCUGAAUGGUGGACAGUCACUUCAGUUUAAAGAGAUAAGGUUACAGUUUUAUAGAAGAGGGAAGCUCCAUACUCCGCCGCCUCUAGACUUUAUCUGACAUCAUGGGGGUCUUGGGAGACGGAAAACAGACUUGUACAUAAUGUUUAGAAAAUGUGUUUUGGGCGUUAUAUAGGCUGCAUAUAGUCUGACAGAAUUUCUCAAGUGGUGUGCCUUUUCGAAAUAGUGUAUUUGUGAGUCACGACCGAGAUAAUUAGCUAGCCACUAUUUUUUAUAAAGGAUAGGAAGUUUGAACGUUUGUCAGUCUGGAUCAAGAAACCCUGUCUUUCGUCUCUGGUUGGAGUAACACUCCCAAGCCAUCAUCAAUGCCUUCAGCACUGGCCGUCUUUACUUGCCGCCCGAAUUCACACCCAUUUCAGGAACGCCAUGUCUACCUGGAUGAGCCAGUCAAGAUUGGGCGAUCUGUGGCUCGGUGUCGCCCUGCCCAGAACAACGCAACGUUCGACUGCAAGGUGUUGUCAAGGAACCAUGCUCUCGUCUGGUUUGACCACAAGACGGGGAAGUUCUAUCUUCAGGACACCAAGAGCAGCAAUGGGACUUUUAUCAACAGCCAGCGCCUGAGCAGGGGGUCUGAGGAGAGCCCUCCAUGUGAGGUGCUCUCUGGAGACAUCAUCCAGUUUGGCGUGGAUGUGACUGAAAACACCCGUAAAGUCACCCAUGGCUGCAUAGUGUCAACCAUCAAGCUCUUUCUACCGGAUGGCAUGGAAGCCCGGCGACGAGCAGAUGUCAUUCAAGCACCGUUACCACUGCCCAUUGAUAAGGUUGCCGCAAAUACGCCCAGUAUGUACUCUCAGGAACUGUUUCAGCUCUCCCAGUAUCUGCAGGAGGCCUUACACAGGGAGCAGAUGCUGGAGCAGAAGUUGGCCACACUGCAGAGGCUCUUGGCCAGCACGCAAGAGGCAUCAGAGAGCAGCUGGCAGGCUUUAAUUGAUGAAGACCGGUUACUUUCCAGGUUGGAAGUGAUGGGAAAUCAGUUACAAGCAUAUUCAAAAAACCAAACGGAAGAUAGCAUCCGCAAGGAGCUCGUAGCCUUACAAGAGGACAAACACAACUAUGAGACCACAGCCAAAGAGUCCCUGAGGCGGGUUCUUCAGGAGAAAAUUGAGGUGGUCAGAAAGCUAUCUGAGGUGGAGAGAAGUCUCAGUAACACAGAGGACGAGUGCACACACCUGAAAGAGAUGAAUGAACGCACACAGGAGGAGCUGAGGGAGCUAGCCAACAAGUACAACGCAGCUGUGAAUGAGAUUAAGGAUCUAACCGACAAGAUCAAGCUUGCAGAAAGCAGACAGGAAGAGAUCACACAGAAAGGCCAGAAUGAAAAGAAAGAGUUACAGCUUCGAAUCGACGAGAUGGAGGAGAAGGAACAGGCGCUUCAGGCCCGCAUCGAAGCCCUACAGGCGGACAACGACUUCACCAACGAAAGACUCACUGCCCUCCAAGUCCGGUUAGAGCAUCUGCAGGAGAAAAGCAUAAAGGAAAACAACAGUUUAGACCACUUUCUUUUAAAGAGUGGAGGGGACUGCACUUUAAUCCAACAGUUCAUUGAGUGCCAGCCCGUGAAGCAGCUGAAGGAGGCAGUAGAUUCUUCCAUUCACAAGCUGUCCAAUUUUGAUGAUGUUAUAGAUAAACAUCUUCAGAACAACCAGACGGGAGACGACAACAGUUUAACCAGUCCUGACAGAAUCAAAGUGGUGUCUUCCGAUCUCCUCUUAGAAAAUCAAAUGGAUGCUAAGGAGUCUGAUAUGUCAGACACGCUGAGCCCCAGUAAGGACAAAAGCAGUGACGAUACCUCAGACGGACAAAUGGACGAGCAGGAGCUGAAUGAGCCCCAGAACAGGGUCGCUCUGCUGAAAGAUGAACUACAGAGGGCUAAUCUGGAGCCAGGAGACACAGAGCAGGUCAUCAACCACCUUCACAGAGAAUUACUGGAGGCCCAGGAACUCGCCAACACCGGCAAGCAGAAAUGUCUGGAACUACAAGCUCUUCUUGAAGAGGAGAGAAGAACUAACAGGCAGCAGACUGAGGAAUCUGCUAAGCAAAUUCAGUUCCUGCAGACCCAGCUGAGCAAACUUCAGUCAGACAUGGAGGCCCUGCGUGAACAGAGGGAGAGCACUAUUACCAGCACGCGGGAGGAGCUGUACAGUGCACAGGAGGAAGUUUUGGUGCUUCGCCACGCCAUGGAGGCUGCCACCGCCGAGCGGGAACGCGAGAUCGCCGCCCUUCAGGGAGACCUGGGCGCAGUUACCAGCGAAUUAGAGAAGUGGAGGCAGGCCGCGGCCAAGUACGAGUUGGAGAUCGGCACCCUGCAGGCCAGUUUCCAGCAGCAGAGCCAGCACCAGGAAAAAGCCAGUCAGCUGCAAGGUGAGCUGGAGAAGCUUCAGAGAGAAUGUUCUAGUCUGCAUAGAGAGUGUGAAGCCUUGCGCUCUGAGAAAGUCACUCUACUGGAGAAACUCCAGAGGCUAGAAGUGGAACUGGACAGUUCUCGAGAGCAAAGCGCUACGUUGAGCUGCAGUCUCAAUGCCCUGGAAAAGUCCGCGGGGGACCUGGAGAAUAAACUGGGUUCUAUGCAGGACCAGCACCAACAGGACGCCAGCAAGCUCCGGACCCAGCUCGCCCAGGCCGACACCCGCACCAAGAGCCUGCAGAAAGAGUAUGAGGAAACACAGAGCCAGCUGUCUGACCUGAGACAGAGGUAUGAGCGGACCGAACAGGAGAAACGCUCAAUCAAUGACGAGCUGGAGCAGUGCAAGGCCAACCUGAAGCUCCUGCAGGAGAAGGGCAAGAAUAGUGGCUGGAUGCCCUGGAUGCCAGUGGUCGCUGUGAUGGUUGCCGUGACAGCGGUGGUGCUUUACCCGGGCCUAUCCAAGAGCACCUCCUGAGAGCCAGACUGUCGAUACACCCCUAUCACCACCUUCUCGUCCCUACUUCAGCCUCUGUCCUGGAUCGCAACACGAUCCACUCUCCAAGUUCACUUCAUUUUAGCCCUGUACACAGGUCUAUGUUGAAUCAGAUACCUCCACUUCUGAGAAUACAGCCCCAGGGUUUCCAAGAUAACUGUAUAAAAUGCAAUUGUACAUAUUAUAGAAAGAGAGGGGAUAUAAGAGUUGUAACUUCUACUAUAGAUUGAUUACUAUAUUGGUAUUUUUUGUCAGUUAGAUGGGAAUCUUGACAUUAAAGUGGCCUAAAGUAGGCUUUUUUUUCUCCGAUGGGUACCAAACGUUUUCUGUUGGCGAGUUUUAGUUCACAUUUUUGUGGUUUGCCAUGUUCGAUGUUAAUGUGGUAUUCCAAAUAGAUGUAAAGCCAAAUAAAUUAUCCUAAUGAUAGGGCACAAGGGGAUGAAGUGCCUAUUGUAAAUUCUACUAGUGUUGUUUAAUCACACAAACACACACACACACACAAAAUCUAGUCCUCAUUGAAGUGCCACUCAUGCUCCUACUGCGGCGUUUCAUUUGUUUUUCAAGCAAUCUCACUCUAUCACACACAGUCUUCUGUGCUGUAGUUGUGUGGUCAAACCAACAUGCUUGUAGCACAGUAAUGUCAUUGUACUCUAUCAAUGUUUUCUUUGUAUUGUGUAUGAGCAAUUCUUGUCAAAGACACUACAGCACAUAGGUAAUUUUAAAAUUAAAAUUCCCUUAUAUGUAGGAUUGUGGUCAAUGUAUGGGGAAUGAGGCAUUGACUUGAAUAUAAUUGUAGCUUUUAUUGACCCACUGUCCACCUAAUUGGAUUUAAACCAACUAACUGGGCACUUGUGCUUUCAGUUUGUACUUUGGGCUGUCACAGAAUAAGUGGCCUACAAAGUGGGCUCCAGUUCCCUUACUGUAUACAAACUCUUUCUGCAGUACCACCUCAUCAAGGCUCUGGGAAAAUGCUGCCUUAUUUGUAACACAGAGUUCUUUCCACUAAAAAAUGAACCUGGAUGUAAAAAAAAAAAAGAAAAGAAAAGAAAAACUGCAAAACAUGAGAAAUGGCUGGUUGGGCAUUGUCACAGCCCACGUUACAGAGGCGCAGAAAUGUUCACUAGGUGUCAUAGUGUGGCGGGUAACAUGGGAGUGAAAAUGGUUAAACUGAGAUGAUUGUAUUGCUUUGAGACUCUAAUCGAAUUGAGCAGUGUAUGUGUGUUUAUUAAAAAGAGAGAAAUAACCAAUGAUCUAUGUAGUGUUGGGUUCACCUUUUGUCUGCUGCGCUGUAAAUAAACUCUUGGUUAUGGAGUAAAAUGAA